GAGGAUGGUAAAACUUUUAUGUUUACUUCUAGAAAAAAUGUAGAAGACUUCACUGGACCUAGAGAAAGAAGUGAUCUGGGAUUCAUUACAUUUGAUAUAACUGCUGAUCUAGAGAAUAUAUUUGAUUGGAAUGUUAAACAGUUGUUUCUUUACUUAUCAGCAGAGUAUUCAACAAAAAAUAAUGCUCUGAACCAAGUUGUCCUAUGGGACAAGAUUGUUCUGAGGGGUGAUAACCCGAAGCUGCUGCUGAAAGAUAUGAAAACAAAAUAUUUUUUCUUUGAUGAUGGAAAUGGUCUCAAGGGAAACAGGAAUGUCACUUUGACCCUGUCUUGGAACGUUGUACCAAAUGCUGGAAUUCUACCUCUUGUGACAGGAUCAGGACACGUAUCUGUCCCAUUUCCAGAUACAUAUGAAAUAACGAAGAGUUAUUAAAUUAUUCUGAAUUUGAAACAACAUAUUUUUAUACUUAAUGAAUUGUAUCUCAUUUAUCUCUUCUCUUGCAUCUUCAUUUAUUUUUGGUUGUUACCUUUUUUUGGUAUAAAAACUAACAUCUAAAGGCAUAUUUGAAGGGAAAGGUUACUGGGCUACUUAAACUUAACUUUAAAAACAAAAACAAGGCUGCCAUAGUGGAGUAUUAUAAGAAUAAGAACUACACAAAAAGGACUUGUAAAAAAAAUGUUGACAUAUUCUCUGUAUUUCCAUUAUUCUUAUGGAAUAUAAAGCAAGCAUGAAGGGUAGUUAUAACUUUCAGGUGCCUGUAGAGUCAUAAGAACUCUAUUUUAUGCCUUGCAUUCAUGCAAGUUCACAUUGGAUGUGAUUUAAAAGUAGACUUUCUCUUUUAUCUCUUUUAGGGUAUGUUUGAUUAUUGAAAAAAAUUAAUGUGGUCAUUUAUUAGAAGCCUGGUUUACAAAAAUGCCAAAAGUGAUGGAAUUCUAUUCCAUUUGUCCUAGGAAUGCCCAUAAUGCUUGUUUUUCUUACAGGUGACUAGCAACUUUCUCCAAUUAAAGACUAAAUACCUCUUUAUAUGCUGUAAAUCAUUCUGACUCAUCUUAAAGUCUCUUAAUUCAACCAAAUGUGUGUCUUUCAGUGCUUUCUCUAAAAACAUUUUUUUAUAUCUUUAUAUUUUUUUUAGCAUUGCCAUUGAAAGUUGAAAAUGUUUGCAUGGUUUACCCUCUGAGUUGAGUUUGUUCUAGUGAGCAUGCCUAGUGCCACUAAGUGAAUUAUUUACUACUUUUUGUAGGUCCACAUUUUGAUAAUUAUUGGGGUAAUAAUAAUAUUUGUGGCGUGCUUUUCCAUUUACAAAGCACUCUCGUAUUUAAUUGUAUGCCAUCCUCAAUAAUCUAAUGAGGUAAGUAGUACAAGUGUUAGCUCUUUGCAGAUGAAGAAACCGAAACCCAGAAGUUUACUGAAUUUCUUCAAGAUUAAAUAACUAGCAAGAAGUAGAGUUAAGACUUGAACUCAGAUAUUCUGAUUCUGCAAGCUUUUCCUUUCUCUUGCACCUCAUAUUGCAGAUUAGUCAGUUUUCACUUAUGACUGCCAUGAUAUUUUUGCUACCCUGUAUACCCUUGCUAUCACUCCUAGAAGAGGUUUCUGAUUCUGUGUGGAAGUGACUAUUUUCAAGUUGCCAACUUUAUAUAUUCUCUGCAUUCAUUCACUCAUUUCACUUUUAUUAUAAAAACAUAAGAAAAUCUAAAUAUAUGUAAAAAUAAUUUAGAGACAAUACAUAAUGCAUAAUUGAACAUAACCACAUAUUUAACAUUACUUUUUCUUCUGCAAUGGACAAGUAAACAUUCUCAAAGGUAGCAACUGCAAGUCAAUUACCCUUAAAGGCAAGACCAAACACUGUAGUAAUGCUAUCAGCAGUAACCAAAAAGGGCUAAUAUUUUUUAAUAGCUUAAAUUAAUAACUAUUGUUUAUUAUAUUUACUUCAUAUGAAAGCUGUCACUAAUUACAUUAACAGCUAUUUUAUGUAGUUGUACCAUUCAUGUAAAAGUAUUUGAGUAUUAGUUUUUCAAACCAGCAGAAAAGUCAGAGGUGUCGUUCAUGGAUAUUAGAGUAGGGUUGGCUCCCAUCUGUAUUUCAUUAAACUUUUCAGGGUCUUGGUUUCUUUAUCUGUAAAAUGACAAAGUUGGAGUAGUUAACUUAAAAUAGUGGUCCUCUGGUACCACACAAGUCUAUAAAAUUUGUUUUAUCUGUUCAGCAAAGAGAUUGACUGGAAAAUCAUGUUAGUCAUGUGAAGACAGUAAAAUGCUUGAAAGACUAACAAUUCAUAUUGAUCUGACCUCAUUUCUGUUAGAUUUUACACUCAGAAAAUUUAACUUCAUUUGAUUUGUACAAAUACUAGACAUGAAAAGUUAAAAUCUGCGGAUGUCAAAGGUUGAAAAUUGGGUUCAUUCUCAUGAAGGAAGGCACCACAAUAAAUGCAUCUGCAGUCUUACCAGCCCUGGUACCAGUUUACCAGUUGGUUAUGCCUCUACGAUGAGUGGAUGCGUUUGUCUUGGUAGAGAUGUUGCCAUUUACUUGAGUUACAGUUUACUUGACAAGCCCACUUUGUUUGGAGUUUGGUGAGGAAGAGAGGUAGAAAGGCCCAACUAGCACAAUGUAGGUGAAUUUUUAAUUUUUACUUACAGGUAAACUGCUCAGGAUGAGAAUACUCCAACACGGGAAUUAGGAACCACUGUCUCAGGAACUCAUUUUUGGGUGUGCAGUUUUAUUCACUAUAAUUCUACAUUUAAAAUAUUUUAAAAUAUUGACUUGUGUUCAUUUUGAUAACCAUAGUAUCCAGUGUUUUAAAGAAAUCUCACGAGUCCCUACAAAGACAUAGUCUUCAGACUAAAAACUAAGUAUGAUUAGAAAUGUCUGAACCCGCAAAUAAUUCUGAGCAAAGAGUAAUUAUAAGACACUUAAUUAUGGUUAGAAAUGAAUUAAUUUCAAAAUGUGUUUAUAUACCCUUUUUUUGACAGUUUAACCUAGACAAACAUCUCUGUCAGUGUAUUUUAUUCCCCUAGUUAAUUACAUUUGGUUUCUAGAUGCUGGAAGGAAAAUACUUUUUAAAACUUAAGAAAUUGCUAAUGGUGUAAUAGAAAAGUGGGUUAGUUUGAAUUUCCUUUAUAUUAUUUUACAGUUCUUUGGUGGGUCUGGUCAACCAGUAAAUAGCUGGGCUCUAAGGUGAUAAUGAGCGUUUUUACCGAAGCUUUGGAUCUGGGUUGUAGGUCAGUGGAGGUGUUAUUUUAUAAUACUUUGUAUUGAUGUGAAAUGAAUUUAUGAGGAAAAAACCAUAAGCUGUGAACUUUGGUAGUAUAUGUAUAUCCAUUUCAAAGCUUAUCUUGCUUUUAGCAGAGAGCCUGUGUACGUUACAUGUGACUGCCAGUGAUUUCAAGAGAUCUGUUUCAAAAAGUUGUUGCAUGUUUUUUAUGCAAUUUGGGAAACUGUUUACUUCAUAAAUACACAUUCAUAAAUAAUUCAUAAAAAAUACUGAGUAUAUGAGGAUUUUCUUAAUUGCAAUAAAUAUUCAGCAUUUUUUCUAAGGAAAAUGAAUUUUGUUUACAAGUAAAAGUAUGCAUUUUAAACGACUUUCAGUUUUAUGCUUUUUAUGUGAAGCUGCUGAACUAAAAGUAAAUGGAAGAAGCCAAGUCUAGUAAACUAAAGGUUCUUUUUUUCCCUUUUUUUGUUGGGGAAGUGUGGGGAGGUUACUUACACGGAAAGCAUCAUCUCCAGAGACUAUGCUGUGUGCUAGACUGUAAGCUCUCUGAGGGCAGUCGGUCAGGUUUAUCUUUGUCUCCCCAGCGCCUAGCAUAGUGCCUUGCACAUAACAGGCACCAAUAAAUACUGGUGAUGAGU
This is a messenger RNA of Carlito syrichta (Philippine tarsier), 3840 nucleotides long. RefSeq names its product signal peptidase complex subunit 3 (gene SPCS3). Gene Ontology annotation, cellular component: membrane; signal peptidase complex. Bases 19 to 432 code for a protein of 137 amino acids. NCBI's taxonomy places the organism in Eukaryota, Metazoa, Chordata, Mammalia, Primates, Tarsiidae. The transcript is spliced from 4 exons. The record is from RefSeq and is a predicted model, not a curated record. Gene Ontology annotation, biological process: protein targeting to ER.